Molecule: messenger RNA, 1408 nt
Organism: Cebus imitator (Panamanian white-faced capuchin)
Lineage: Eukaryota; Metazoa; Chordata; Mammalia; Primates; Cebidae
Gene: ARL2
Product: ADP ribosylation factor like GTPase 2
Exons: 5
Coding region: 541-1095 (184 amino acids)
Biological process (GO): protein folding
Cellular component (GO): cytoplasm; microtubule cytoskeleton
Molecular function (GO): GTPase activity; GTP binding
Source: RefSeq, a predicted model, not a curated record
CACUGCCGCCCUGAAUUGAGAGCCAUCGGAGCGGGGUAUGGGAAGGCUCAACUUUCUGCUCUGUCAUUGGCCGACUGAGGAUGAUGCCGAUGGCCCAGAUGAGCAGGAUGUGGACCGUGUUUCUGGGAACUGGGGCCUACAUUGGCCCCAGGAUGAGUCCGUCCGUCCCUGGGGCCCUGCGUUCUGACUCUCGGGUCAGACGCAGCCAAGAUACAACUCAAGAACUUCAAGGUUUCCGCUCCGGCCGAGCGCCCGGGUCCGGCAGGGGAAAGGGUGAGGGUGUCGGCCUCGCUCCCCCAGCCUCAGCCCUCGGGAGGCGCAGCGUCAGGGCGGGCGGCCGCGCUGAAGCCCCCUGCGCCACUAGAGGGACUCUGGCAGCAGCGGCGCGGGCCGGCCUUCUGGUCACGUGCGGCGAGGGCGGGACCAAACCAGCGGCCGGCCAAUCGGCUGUGCCGUCGCCGGGCGUGAUAGCCAAUAGGAGCCGGGAGCGGGGUCCCGGGACUGGAAAGAAACGGUGGCCGGGAGGGGGCUCCGGGGACCAUGGGGCUCCUGGCCAUUCUGAAGAAGAUGAAGCAGAAAGAGCGGGAGGUGCGACUGCUCAUGCUUGGCCUGGAUAAUGCUGGGAAGACAACCAUCCUGAAGAAGUUCAAUGGGGAGGACAUCGACGCCAUCUCCCCGACACUGGGCUUCAACAUCAAGACUCUGGAGCACCGAGGAUUCAAGCUGAACAUCUGGGAUGUGGGCGGCCAGAAGUCCCUACGGUCCUACUGGCGGAACUACUUUGAGAGCACCGACGGCCUCAUCUGGGUGGUGGACAGCGCGGACCGCCAGCGCAUGCAGGACUGCCAGCGAGAGCUCCAGAGCCUGCUGCUGGAGGAGCGCCUGGCCGGAGCAACCCUCCUCAUCUUUGCCAACAAGCAGGACCUGCCUGGAGCACUGUCCUCUAACGCCAUCCGCGAGGCCCUGGAGCUAGACUCCAUCCGCAGCCACCACUGGUGCAUCCAGGGCUGCAGCGCCGUCACCGGGGAGAACCUGCUGCAGGGCAUCGACUGGCUCCUGGAUGACAUUUCCAGCCGCAUCUUCACAGCUGAAUGAGCCACUCCAGAUGCCCCCCACCUAGCAGUCUAGGUCCCCCAGCCCUCACCAAACACUAUCCACAGGGGGAUGGGAGUCAGCCGGCCAGACUAACACUCCCCCUCCUCCACACCUAACCUGCUGCUGCUACUGCUGCCCGCUGCCGCUCUGUGGCGGGAGGGCUGUGCCCUGGCUGUCUCCCUCGCUCCUGACCUGGCCUUGGGCUGCCAUACCAAGAAGAGAGGGCUAGGCGGGCAGAAGCUGCCUCUGUUGCUACCGAGGCUGUGGGCCUCAUCCUUCGCUCAGCUGUGAAAUAAACCGCUCCUUGUCCUGA